Molecule: messenger RNA, 327 nt
Organism: Colletotrichum aenigma
Lineage: Eukaryota; Fungi; Ascomycota; Sordariomycetes; Glomerellales; Glomerellaceae
Exons: 2
Coding region: 1-327 (108 amino acids)
Source: RefSeq, a predicted model, not a curated record
AUGGCUUUGUCGAUGAAGUUGACCUUCUCGUCGGGGCAGAUGGGAUCAGAUCAGUAUGCCAAAAAGACCCUUUGCCAGGACAUUAUUAACCCAUUUCAGAUUGUGAGAUCUGUUGUGUCGCCUUCGCACCACCUCGGAUACAACGGGCACUUCACCUAUCGUAUGACGAUUUCCCAAAAGGACGCAAAGGAGAUUCAUGGCCUUCCAUGGGCACCUACCUUCUGGCUCGGUAACGUCGGACACUAUGCGUUUACCUGCCCUCUUGGUGGCGAUGACUUCGAGGUCACACUUCGCAUCCCACGACCCCCUGAAAAGGAGGAAUUCUAA